Messenger RNA from Myzus persicae (green peach aphid), 1225 nucleotides. RefSeq lists its product as uncharacterized. The record is from RefSeq and is a predicted model, not a curated record. Lineage: Eukaryota; Metazoa; Arthropoda; Insecta; Hemiptera; Aphididae. The transcript has 4 exons. The coding region runs from base 342 to 953 and encodes 203 amino acids.
AUUACUAUGUGUGGAAAAUGGAAAUACAAAAGUGAAAAUGUUAUUUGUGAUAAUGAGAAUUUAAUAAGAAAUUAACACCUCCUAUGUAAUUAGUUAAUGUUCUUUCUAUAGAAUAUUUAAUGAUGCUAGCGCUUCUAUACUACACCAUUUACGGUACCGCGGUUUGAAUUUAGACACCCCACUCUAGAUAAGAACUUAUGACAAUUGUGGAUAUAAAAUCAUAUAAAAACAAUACUUUGUAUUGUUUGUUCAUUUGUAUUUGAAAACCCAUAUAGUUCACUUACGCCGUAAACAUUUACGAAAUAUUGGAAAUAUUUCAUUGUCUUCAUAUUAAUUUCAAAAUGGCUGCUGAAAGAUAUUUAAUGAAACUUGAAGCCUGCCCUUUAUUACGAGUAUUAGAUAAAGUAGAGCGAACUCCUCCCCCAGAAGUAUCGAAUUUUUAUUGGAAAAAUGAUGACGAAGAAAAAUAUAAGGUUUUCAUUCCCACUCCAAAUCGAUACGUUUAUUAUAAUCUAGAAGAAUAUAACGGAGACAUAGAAAUCGGUAUAAUCGACCAAUACGGAUGGUUUUUUGCGAAAAAAUGCGUACUGUUAGCUCUUACGAAUGAAUCCCCUGAAGAUAAACCAUUUAUUAAUAAGAUGGAGUAUUUGAUUGCCAAUUUGAGUGAAUGGGAAAAAAUUAAUACAAAUUCCUUGGUAAACGUUGGAAGUGAUGUGAAGCAUAUCAAUAAAAAUCUAUAUAAACACUAUAGACUUACUAAGUACUUGGUGAAGGAUAUUAUAAACGUUCCAAUGGUUUUAAGAGGGAGACAUGCAGUAUUCAAAGGUGAUAUAACAAUACACCCCGAUCAAGAUGAGGCAAAUGCAAUCCACGAGAUGAACAUUGGAUUCGAAUUAGCGAUAGAACGUUUUGCCACAGACCAAAAUUAUGGAGUUCAUGCUUAUGGUAGGUAGUACAAUACAAAAAUACUGAGCAUAUAAAUGCGGAAUAUCCAAAUAUAUGCAUAAUACCAUUAUAAUAACAUAAAAAAUAACCAUUUUAGUAAAUUCUAUAUCAAAUGUAUACAUAACCUUGCACGGUUAUCUCCACGGAAACAAAGGGCACCUAUAUUCUAUAAAUAUUAUAAUCUAUAUAUCAUUACCUAACCUUACUACAUAUUACCUACUACAAAAUAUAUACUCAUUUUAUAUUCAUAAAAAUGUAUGCCAAUUGUACGGUACCUAAA